This is a messenger RNA of Tribolium castaneum (red flour beetle), 2273 nucleotides long. RefSeq names its product Elongator complex protein 2 (gene Elp2). NCBI's taxonomy places the organism in Eukaryota, Metazoa, Arthropoda, Insecta, Coleoptera, Tenebrionidae. Gene Ontology annotation, cellular component: elongator holoenzyme complex. Gene Ontology annotation, biological process: tRNA wobble uridine modification. Bases 14 to 2260 code for a protein of 748 amino acids. The transcript has 6 exons. Gene Ontology annotation, molecular function: protein binding. The record is from RefSeq and is a predicted model, not a curated record.
AAAGUGGCAAAAAAUGGAACACGAGAGGUGUUACGUGUCUUGUAACUGCAACCAGACCCCGACUGCGGCACAUUGGGGUGCCAAUAACCUAAUCUGUUACGCCGCCUGUAACUCCAUCAUGAUUUAUGACCCAAAAUGGGGCUCCGGUGGUAAAAUUAUAGCGAGUCUGGUGGGGCAUACGAAGCGCGUUAACUCAGUCAGGUGGCUCUCAGGGGCGGAGCUGGUGUCAGGGGCGUGUGACCACACUGCGAUUGUUUGGAAGUUAACUGGCGGCAAAUAUGCCCCCAUGGUGCUACAGCACGAAAGCAUCGUAAAUAUAGUUGACGGGAUUUGUAAAAAUGAAGGGGUGGUUGUUGUCACAGUUGCGAUGGACGCUGUCGUAAAGAUAUGGUUCAGGGCAAUCGAAUCAGACGAUUUUACGCUAAUUAGAGACAUAAAGGGUGGGCACUCGAUUUGUGUAGGGGUCAGAAUUGCGUUUUUCCCCCAAAAAGAAUCUUUAAUCCUGGCGUGUGCUAUGGAUAAUUCUGCAAUUGAUUUGUAUGUUGAGGAAAAUGAAUUCGCACAUUGUCACACCUUGAAGGGUCAUGAGGACUGGGUCAGGGGACUCGAUUUUACAACUGAUGGUAAAGACUUGCUCCUGGCGUCUGCUUCGCAGGACUGUUAUAUCCGUCUGUGGCGCUUUGCCCCUCAGUCCGAAAUCUCGGAACCCCACAAUGUAAUCAAAUUAAAAAACGCCUUGUAUAAAGUGUCUCUAGACACAAUUUUGACUGGCCAUGAAGGCUGGAUUUACUCCGUGCACUGGAGCCCCAAAUCGCCCCAACUACUCUCAUCCUCCCUCGACAAAUCCAUGAUAAUCUGGGAGUUCGACUCUUCCACUAACCUAUGGACCGAGAAAGUAAGGGUUGGGGAAGUCGGGGGCAACACUUUGGGGUUCUACGGCGGAGUCUUCAGCCCCGACGGCCACAAUAUCCUCGCCCAUGGCUACAACGGCGCCUUCCACUUGUGGGAAAACGCCUCCAGCGGGUGGAAACCGUGCGUUACCAUCGGGGGGCACUUCGCCGAAGUCACAGACUUGGCGUGGGACCCCCAGGGGGAGUUCCUCCUGACGGUCUCCGCCGACCAAACGACGCGAAUCCACGCCCCCUGGAGCGACGAUAAAGACGCCACGUGGCACGAAAUCGCGAGGCCCCAAGUGCACGGUUAUGAUUUGAGUUCAGUGGCGGUUUUGUCGCGGUAUAGGUUUGCCUCCUCGGCUGAGGAAAAAGUGAUUCGGACGUUUGAGGCUCCGAGGAAUUUUGUCGAAAAUUUUGCGCGAAUUUGUAAAAUUAACGAUGUUGUGGAGGGAAGUGCACCCAAAGGGGCGGCGGUCCCCUCGUUGGGGCUCUCGAACAAAGCGGUGUUUUUGAGCGAGGGAGGGGGCGAUGAAGAGUCGCAUUUCACGGAAGUGGUCCUCACAGCUCCUCCCACCGAGGAGACGCUUCUCCAGAACACUUUGUGGCCGGAGGUGCAGAAGCUCUACGGUCACGGUUACGAGGUCUACUCUUUGGCGUCGUCCCCAGACGGUCGUUUUUUGGCUUCGGCUUGUAAAGCGACAACCCCCGAACACGCCGCGAUCCUACUUUGGGACACCUCCAACUGGAAACAAAUCCAAAAGCUUGUCUCUCAUACAUUAACCGUAGUCCAGUUGUCUUUCUCUCCCGACUCCCAACACCUCCUUUCGGUGUCGCGUGACCGCCGAUGGUCCCUCUUUUCGAAAAACCCAAACGCCACUUUCGAGCUGGUGGCCACAACAGACAAGAGAACAUCAAUCCACACUAGGAUAAUCUGGUGCUGCGGGUGGACGCACGACUCGAGAUAUUUCGCGACGGGGUCACGCGACGGCAAAGUGGCCGUUUGGACGAAGAACGCAAACAAGCAAGAAACGGGUGUUUUAGGGCAGUAUGAAGCCGCCUCAGUGCACUUGGAGCUGAAAAAUGAGUCAGUAACGGCGGUCGCUUUUGCACCGGACUGCGUUUUCGGGAGUUAUUUGAUUGCCGUCGGGUUAGAAGUCGGGGUUAUUCACUGUUUGAAAUGGUCAACAAGCGCCUGGGAGAGAAUUUUAUUCUUGGAUAAAAAUGCUGCUCAUCACUUGACCGUGAAGAGAUUAGCCUUCCGGCCCGCUUUCGGCGCAGCGGGCCAGGAAAAGGACGACAGGGUUUUACAACUGGCCAGUUGCGGCAGCGACAACACCGUUGUUGUACAUAAUUUUUUGAUAAAAUAAAAUUUUCGAACAA